AUGCUCAGUCUUGCAGAUAAGGGGCGGACGGACCCUGCGAUUCUGAUUAACAUCUUCCGACGAGGCAACCCAUAUAGAACAGGCUCAUAUCUACUGUAUCUAGCGGCCCUUCUCUGUGGCUUGGGCGUCAUGAUCCCAGCUCUGCAGGGCUACUACCUUGAUACUGUCCAAGUAAACGUGAGCAUCGGAGACGGCGUGUUUAAUGAUUUAGCGCCUGCGCGCGAGUUGACACCGAAAGGCCUGACCAGUGUUGCCACUUCCAAGGAUGUUAUCCCAGCCACAAUCGGGGACACCACCGCUUCAUCCGGAGACUUUUCCUAUUUGUGGACGCCUCACACGAAUUUCUCCUCCAGGCCUCCGUUCUACGACAUUCUAGGCGUGGAAAGCAGUAUACCCUGGUUCGCUUCUGCUGCACCUAUCACCGCAGAUACUGGCGUUCUUCGUGUAUAUUCUCUAGGAAUGGGAAGUUCCGUCAAUUGUGCGCCUAUUUCUUCGAACGAUUUCCCGUCUAAGUGUCCAGGAUCUAAUCCUUUCUCGACAAAUUGUUCGAACGUCGAUCCGACUAGGUCCGCGAUAUCUGGGAAUACCAGUCAGUCAUGGGCAGAUCCCUUCGUUUUCAGGGUUUGCGCUCCUGGUGACGUUAGCUCGUCGCCUUGGCAGCCAACCCUUGACAGGCAGCAGAUCAGUGAGGAUCUAUAUCUAGAUUACCAGAACUACAGCGCGGCGGCAAAUGCCACAAACUAUACUUACCGUUGCAUUGCUGAAUCAACCCUGGGCUACUUUGAGCUUCCAAAUCAGUGGAACGGCUCUAUUAGUGGUGAUAUAUACCGCUCCCGACGUGGAUGA
Letharia columbiana is the source of this 846-nucleotide messenger RNA. RefSeq lists its product as uncharacterized. The transcript is spliced from 2 exons. The record is from RefSeq and is a predicted model, not a curated record. NCBI's taxonomy places the organism in Eukaryota, Fungi, Ascomycota, Lecanoromycetes, Lecanorales, Parmeliaceae. Bases 1 to 846 code for a protein of 281 amino acids.